AUAGUCGAUUUUGUUCCAGUGUCCACGGUGGAGGUGGAGGCCGUGGUGGGGCGGAGCGCCUCCCUGCCCUGCGACAUAGAACCUGACACGAACGAAGACCGCGUGUAUAUGGUGCUGUGGUUCCGGCAUUCUGGAGGGAAGCCUCUAUACAGUUUCGACGUCCGCGGCCGCAGUUUCAACAAGGCCCUCCACUGGUCCGACCCGCUGGCGUUCGGCCGGCGGGCCUACUUCGUGACCAUGUCCCGACCAGCAUCGUUAGUGGUCGACGCGGUACAACUGGACGACGAGGGCGUGUAUCGGUGUCGAGUCGACUUUAAGAACUCGCCAACGAGGAACUUUCAGAUACGACUCACUGUCGUUGUGCCUCCACACAAGCUGUUGCUGUACGACGAGCAGGGCCGCGACGUCGCCGGUGUGGUCGGGCCUUUAGAAGAGGGUGGAAACUUUACGCUUCUCUGCGAGCUUAGAGGGGGCCGCCCACAACCCACCCUAACCUGGCUGAUCAACAACAAGCCAGUGGAAGACCACACCCUCCUCAAGAACGACGGGAAGGUCAUGGUUUCCCGCAUCACAGUCAGUGGAGCGGAGCGAAGCUGGCUGAACCACACUGUGCGUUGCCAAGCGGCCAACACUCCUUUACUGAGCCCGCAUGAGAGAGCGGCCAGGGUCGAGAUGCACUUACGUCCUACCUCAGUGGCCAUCACGGACAAACCUGGGCAGAUGUCAGCAGACACAGAAGUUACUCUGGUCUGCGUCAGCCACGGCAGCAGGCCGCCGGCUCAUAUCACCUGGUUCAGGGAGAACAGGCGGUAUACGAGAGGAAAGCACAACGACUUCUCCAACGACACGUCGUCGGUCAGUCGGCUGACGAUCGUCCCGCAACCGGAAGACGACGGCGCGGUCAUGCGGUGUCGCGCCGACAACGCCAUUCUGCGUACAGCGCUGGAGGACUCCUUCAAAAUGAGCGUCGUUUAUAAGCCAGUAUUAGCUAUGUCGCUGGGUAGCACGUUGAACGCGAACGACAUCAAGGAGGGGGACGACGUGUACUUCGAAUGCAACAUCAGGGCGAACCCGAAGGAAUACCGCAUUUCGUGGUUCCAUAACGACCAGCAAAUCAAUCAGAACAUGUCUUCCGGGGUCAUCUUCAGCACCAAGUCGCUGGUGCUACAAGGCGUCACGCGGAGAGACGGCGGGCUAUACACUUGCAGCGCCGCCAACCAGAUAGGGGAGGCGACUAGCCAAGCGGUCUACUUGAGGGUGCAGUACACGCCCGUCUGCGCGCAGCUAUCUCCCCUCCUGAUUGGUGCUCGGUUAGACGAGCCGCUGCGCGUACGCUGCACUGUCAGCGCAGACCCCGCUGACGUCACGUUCUCCUGGCAGUUCAAUAAUAGCGGGGAGAGUUUUCAAGUGUCACCAGCUAGAUAUGUAUCUACUGGUGGCACAGCGAGCGAGCUGCGCUAUCGCGCGGCAAGUGACCGCGACUACGGCGCGCUGCUUUGUCGCGCGACAAACGCUGUUGGCCGACAGAAGAGGCCGUGUGUCUUCCAAAUUGUGCCAGCUGCACGCCCAUCUCCGCCUCGCAACUGCACGGCAAACAGAGUCCUCAAGAGCGGGGAAGCGUUCCUGUCAGUGCGGUGCCUGGCCGGCUACGACGGGGGGCUGAGUCAAAGAUUCACGCUGGACGCUCUGGGGGACAACAUCAGAACGCUGGCUAACACCACAGCGUCUAAUUUAGACUUGGUAGUAUGGCUGAACGUCAGCUGGUCGGCGUUGGAAGCUCUCACUGAAGACGAGAUCCUCGGCGUGGUGGCCAGGAACAGCAAGGGUGCUUCUGAACCGGCGCUGCUGAGGGAGCUGGUCUUCCGAGAUGCAGCCAAGAGGACUGAAGAAACCACGCCUCGCAUCACGACGAGGUUUCCUGCAGCAGCGGCGCUGGCUGCCUUAGCUGCGCUCGUUACAGCGAUUGGUGCUAUUGUGGUGCUAGCUGUACGCAGACGAAACGAGAACACAUCAAACAGCAAGCGCCCCUCCCAAUCCGUGGUGCAGGUUGACGCACAAGGCAGGCGGUACCUCAUCGCGUACCCGCCAGCUGAUAAGCUGGAAACUAAACCUGACAUCUUGAAUCCUAAGCCUGAAAGCGAGCCACCGCGCGUAGUCCUGGAAUCCAGCGACAACAAAAGCUACACUAUCAGAGAGCAGGAAGUAGCAUACGUGACGACAGCCACGCACGAUCAAAUGAUGCCGGAGAGAUAACAAAAGGAAUAGCGGCUCUUGUAAAUAUAAAUGAAAAUGUUUAUUGUAAAUUCCAAAUUGCCAAUUGUAAUUUAGGGGCUAUAGCAUGGUAUCGUUUUUAUGUAUCGCAUCGAAGCG
Molecule: messenger RNA, 2370 nt
Organism: Cydia amplana
Lineage: Eukaryota; Metazoa; Arthropoda; Insecta; Lepidoptera; Tortricidae
Product: hemicentin-2-like
Exons: 16
Source: RefSeq, a predicted model, not a curated record